AUGUACGAAUGUAUCCAAAACUACUUAACAAAACAUAUAGAUGAACAAAAUAUUUAUGUUAAAAAAUGUGUUUCAAUUAUUGGGUCUCCAUUAGCUGCUGGCCAAUCUCUUGGAGGUGUAAAUAAAGCAUGUGACAAUUUGAGGCAACUCGGAUUAUAUGAUGUUAUUAAAGCUAUGGGUUGGAAAUAUAACGAUAUUGGAAAUAUUGGGGAAAGUAUAUCGAUCAAUACUUUUCUAAAUUCAGCAAAUGCCGAAAAGGGAAUCAAAAAGGAGGCUGAAAAGGAGGCUGAAAAGGGAGCCAAAAAGGAGGCUGAAAAGGAGGCUGAAAAGGGAGCCAAAAUAAAUGGCAAUGAAUCAAACUACUAUAGCAAUAUAAAAAACGCACAAGUGAUUGGCAAAUUUAGUGAACAAUUAUUUCAAAUCAUGAGUUCAGAAAUAAAAAAAAAAAAUUUUAUUUUAAAUAUUGGGGGAGAUCAUGGAGUAGCUUUUUCAAGCAUACUAGCCACACUACAAACAUAUAAAAAUUUAAAAGUGAUAUGGAUAGAUGCACAUGGAGAUAUAAAUAUACCAGAAACAUCUCCUUCUGGAAAUUAUCAUGGAAUGUCAUUAGCACAUGUAUUAGGAUUGUUUAAAAAAAAAGUUCCACAUUUUGAAUGGUCAGAAAAUUUGUUACAUUUAAAACCAGAAAAUGUAGCUAUUAUUGGAAUAAGAGAUAUUGAUAAAUAUGAAAAAAUCAUUUUAAAAAAUUGUAAUAUAAAUUAUUAUACUAUGUUUGAUAUAGAUAAAAAAGGUAUAUACAACAUUAUUUGUGAAGCUUUAAAUAAAAUUGAUCCAGAUCAAAAUUCUCCUAUACAUAUAUCAUUAGAUAUUGAUAGUGUCGAUUCAAUAUAUGCUCCUGGAACUGGAACAAUAGCUAAAGGUGGUUUAAAUUAUAGAGAAAUAAAUUUAUUAAUGAAAUCGAUAUCAGAUACAAAACGAGUUGUAUCUAUGGAUAUUGUUGAAUAUAACCCACUUUUGGAUGAAAAUGAUAAAGCAGUUCAUGGAGAUUCGCUACCAAUUGAUCCCAAUGCUACUAAAACUGGAAAAUUAUGUCUUGAGCUUAUUGCCAGAGUCCUAGGCAAUGAUAUCGUGUAA
Molecule: messenger RNA, 1134 nt
Organism: Plasmodium yoelii
Lineage: Eukaryota; Apicomplexa; Aconoidasida; Haemosporida; Plasmodiidae
Product: arginase, putative
Exons: 1
Coding region: 1-1134 (377 amino acids)
Cellular component (GO): cytoplasm; cytosol; nucleus
Molecular function (GO): arginase activity; manganese ion binding
Source: RefSeq, a predicted model, not a curated record